CACUUAUCCCAGGGCACUAGCCAAGAAUGUCUAUAUAUUUGAAGCCACAAACCCGACGACGCUAAUCUGAAUUCUUCAUAUACUGUUAAUCUGAGCCCGAGACGAAAUCUGAUAAUGGCGCAGAAGCAAUCCAAGUACGAUCAGUUCAAGGGCCAGCCGCGCCUCCCUCAAUUCGCGGUCCCUAAGCGCUACGACAUUCGCCUGAAGCCGGAACUGAUCGCCUGUAAGUUUGCCGGCGCCGUUGAUAUCUCCGUGCAGGUCAUCGCAGACACCAAGUUUCUGGUUCUUAAUGCCGCCGAGCUCACCCUUGAUCCCAAGGCCGUCGUCUUCAAAGCCCAAAACCAGGUGUUGGAGGCAGUGGAGGUGGAGUUUCUGGCGGAGGAUGAGAUUUUGGUGCUGGAGUUUGGGGAGACUUUGUCUAGGGGGUUGGGAGUUUUGAGCAUUGCGUCCUUCGAAGGAACCUUAAAUGACAGGAUGAAAGGGUUUUACAGAAGUACUUAUCUGCACAAUGGGGAGAGUAAGAAUAUGGCUGUUACACAAUUUGAGCCAGCUGAUGCAAGGAGAUGCUUUCCUUGUUGGGAUGAACCAUCUUUUAAGGCCACAUUCAAGAUGACAUUAGAAGUACCAUCUGAACUGGUAGCCCUUUCCAACAUGCCAGUUAUCGAAGAACAAUUAAACGGGGAUAUGAAAAUAGUUUAUUAUCAAGAAUCUCCAAUCAUGUCCACAUACUUGGUGGCCAUUGUUGUCGGUUUAUUUGAUUACGUUGAAGAUCAUACACCAGAUGGAAUCCCCGUCAGGGUCUAUUGUCAGGUUGGCAAAGCAAAUCAAGGGAAGUUUGCUUUAGAUGUAGCUGUCAAGACACUGGGAAUUUAUAAAGAGUAUUUUGCAGUGCCAUAUUCCCUACCUAAACUAGAUAUGAUAGCAAUUCCUGACUUUGCUGCUGGGGCCAUGGAGAAUUAUGGCCUUGUUACAUAUCGAGAAACUGCUUUGCUUUAUGAUGAAAAGCAGUCUGCAGCUGCUAACAAGCAAAGAGUUGCAACUGUAGUAGCCCACGAGCUUGCACACCAAUGGUUUGGCAAUCUUGUGACAAUGGAGUGGUGGACUCAUCUUUGGCUGAAUGAGGGAUUUGCAACAUGGGUGAGCUACUUGGCAGCUGAUAGCUUGUUCCCAGAAUGGUCUAUUUGGACUCAAUUUCUCGAAGAAAGCACAGCAGGGCUUCGGCUGGAUGGGCUUGCAGAAUCGCACCCCAUUGAGGUUGAUAUCAAUCAUGCAAGCGAAAUUGAUGAAAUUUUUGAUGCAAUCAGUUAUCGAAAGGGUGCUUCUUUGAUUCGGAUGUUGCAGAGCUAUCUUGGUGCUGAAUGUUUUCAGCGUGGACUUGCUUCAUACAUCAAAAAGUAUGCUUGCUCGAAUGCAAAGACAGAAGAUUUGUGGUCUGUCCUCCAAGAAGAGUCUGGAGAACCAGUGAACAACCUAAUGAAUUCCUGGACAAAGCAAAAGGGUUAUCCAGUUGUCACUGUCAAGAUGAUUGACCACAAGUUGGAAUUUGACCAGUCACAAUUUUUGUUGAGUGGUACUCAUGGAGAUGGGCAGUGGAUAGUCCCGAUAACACUAUGUUGUGGCUCUUAUGAUGCUCGUAAAAGUUUUCUGCUGCAAAAAAAGUCAGACACGAUUGAUAUAAAUGACUUGUCGAGCUCACAAUCAAAAAGUAAUCCAUGGAUAAAAGUUAACUUGGACCAGACAGGUUUCUAUAGAGUGAAAUAUGACGACAACCUUUCAGCAAGACUUAGAUCUGCAAUAGAGAACAAGCUAUUGUCAACAAAUGACAGAUAUGGCAUUUUAGAUGAUUCAUUUGCCUUAUCCAUGGCAUGUCAUCAACCUUUAUCAUCAUUACUUGCAUUGAUGUCAGCUUAUAGGGAGGAGCUCAACUACACUGUUCUAUCUAACCUGAUUAGCAUAAGUUACAAAGUUGCAAGAAUUGUGGCUGAUGCUGCUCCUGAAUUAUUAAGUGACAUCAAGCUAUUUUUCAUCAACCUUUUCCAGUACUCUGCAGAGAAGCUCGGCUGGGAUCCCAAGCAAGGGGAAGGCCACUUAGAUGCCAUGUUGAGGGGACAACUACUUAAUGUAUUAGCAGCAUUUGGGCAUGAUGCAACGAUAAAUGAAGCAAACAGGCGUUUCCUCAUAUACCUGGAUGAUAGAAGUACACCUGUUUUAACUCCAGACUUGAGAAAGGCUGUAUAUGUGGCUAUAAUGCGGAAUGCCAGUAAAUCAAAUAGAUCAGCGUUCGAAGCGCUCCUAAGAGUUUACCGAGAGACUGACCUAAGUCAAGAGAAGACUCGCAUUUUAGGUUCAUUGGCAUCUUCUCGGGACCCUGAACUCAUUCUUGAAGUUCUCAACUUUCUGUUGUCAUCAGAGGUCCGGAGUCAAGAUGCUGUUAUUGGACUUGAUAUUAGUUUUGAAGGACGUGAUGUUGCUUGGAGCUGGUUUAAAGAAAACUGGGAUCACAUAUGCCAUAUUUAUGGUCCUGGAUUUCUGGUCACCCGCUUUGUCUCCGCAAUUGUAUCACCGUUCUCGUCGUAUGAGAAAGCGAAAGAGGUGGAGGAGUUCUUUGCAACUAGGACGAAGCCUUUCAUUGUGAGGAGCCUGAAGCAAAGCCUGGAGAGGGUCGACAUAAAUGCCAAGUGGGUUCAGAGCAUUCGGAAUGAGAGUCCACUGGCUGAGGCCGUGAAGAAGCUACUACUACUCGCCCGCAUGAAGCACUAAUAGAGUUAUUAUUUAUAGGGACUAGUUACUAUAUGAACUCAAAUAAGAAGGUAUCAUUUUGCUACUUUUGUUGCUUGAGAUUGUGUUCAUUGAGUUAAGUAAUCAAGAAGUAAACAUCUAGUUUCACAGUACAUGCUCCGGAGAAGCUGUCGACAUGUUUCAUUUAAAAAAUAUACCGUCUUUUUGUCUCACAAAUUGUCUCUGUUCACUGUUACCAUAAUAACUGUUUGUGCGUGUU
Cuscuta campestris is the source of this 2998-nucleotide messenger RNA. The record is from the annotation of a GenBank genome assembly. NCBI's taxonomy places the organism in Eukaryota, Viridiplantae, Streptophyta, Magnoliopsida, Solanales, Convolvulaceae.